AAUGCGGGUGCGGGAAAAUGCCGCCUCCCUUUGUGGUUAGGGUUGAGAUACAAGAUGGCUCCGGUGUUGGAGAAGAAGCUGCUGGGUGCAGCCGGGACAGAAGGACACACCAUGGACACCAGCGCCGAGGAGGAGGAAGGACAGAACCUCUGGUCUUCGAUCCUCAGCGAGGUGUCGACACGGUCCAGUACCAAACUGCCCUCCGGGAGGAACAUCCUACUUUUCGGUGACGACGGAUCGGGGAAAACCACGCUGAUGACCAAACUCCAAGGGGUGGAACACAAUAAGAAGGGCAGAGGACUCGAGUACCUGUACCUGAACGUCCACGAUGAAGACAGAGAUGACGUGACGCGCUGUAACGUGUGGAUUCUGGAUGGAGAUGUUUAUCACAAAGGCCUGCUGAAGUUUGCUGUGUCCUCCAAGUCUCUGAAGGACAGUGUGGCCGUGUUUGUGGUGGACAUGUCCAGACCCUGGUCUAUCAUGGAGUCUCUGCAGAAGUGGACGAGUGUUCUGAGAGAACACGUGGACAAGCUGAAGAUCUCCCCUGAGGACAUGAGGGACAUGGAGCAGAGGAUGGUGAGAGCGUUUCAGGAGUAUGGGGAACCCGAGGAGGCGACUCCAUCCUCCCCUCAGAGACGAAGUGCUCCUGUAGGAGGCGAUGAUGAGUCAGUGCUGCUGCCACUGGGAGAAAAUGUCCUCACACACAACCUGGGAAUCCCCGUGCUGAUCGUCUGCUCCAAGUGUGAUGCUGUGACUGUGUUGGAGAAAGAUCAUGACUACAGAGAGGAACAUUUUGACUUUAUUCAGUCACACCUCAGGAGAUUCUGCCUGCAGUAUGGAGCUGCUCUGAUCUACACUUCUGUAAAAGAGGAGAAGAACCUGGACCUUCUGUACAAGUACAUGGUGCACAAACUGUAUGACUUCCACUUCACCUCGCCGGCCUUAGUGGUGGAGAAAGACGCUGUGUUCAUUCCGUCCGGUUGGGACAACGAGAAGAAAAUCUGCAUCUUACAUGAAAACUUCACCACCGUCCGGCCUGAAGAUCCGUUUGAGGAUUUCAUCAUCAAGCCGCCAGUACGCAAGUUAGUCCAUGAUAAGGAGAUAAAUGCUGAAGAUGAGCAGGUCUUCCUCAUGAAGCAGCAGACUUUGUUAGCCAAGCAGCCGGCCACUCCAUCACGAGCGACAGAAUCUCCUGCACGGACAGCGUCUGGUUCUCCUCGGCCCACUGUACGCACCGGACCCACCAACGUAGCGAGCGUGUCUCCCAUGACCACCGUAAAGAAACCCGACCCCAACUUGAAAGGUGCUGCUGCAAAUGAGGGUGUUUUGGCGAACUUCUUUAACAGUUUGUUGAGUAAAAAGACCGGAGCUCCUGGAAGUCCGGGAACAGCGGGAACAGCAGUGCAGCCGGGAUCAGCCAAGAAAACAGGGCAGAAGCCGGCUCUGAGUGAUGUUCAAGCUGAACUGGCACGCAUGACGCACAAAUCUGACUCCACUGUCACGGCCAAUCACAGCACAGCGCCAGAGAACGAGGCGUAAACACACCACAGACACACACACACACACACUCUCUCUCUCUCUCAGACGUUCUCUGGAAAACCUGAACAUAAAACAAAUUAUGAAUAUAAUGACCAAAUUCCUGCACUGUGUGUGUGUGUGUGUGUGAGAGAGAAAUUGGAGCUGAUUAGAUUUAUUUGAAUAUAAAUUUCAAACUUUAUUGUUAAUAUUUGGUGACCUUUAAACAGCAAUGCACGUCCAUUCAGAGCGUGCGUGUGCGCGUGUGUGCGUGUGCGCGUGUGUGUGUGUGCGUGUGUGUGUGUGUGUGCGUGCGUGUGCGUGCGUGCGUGUGCGUGCGUGCGCGUGCGUGCGUGUGUGCGCGUGUGUGCGCGUGUGUGCGUGUGCGUGCGUGUGCGUGUGUGCGUGUGUGCGUGCGCGUGUGUGCGUGUGUGUUGUACUCCACACACUCAUGUUCCUGCAAACAUGCUGCUGUUUCUCGUUCUGCUUUACCUGAUGAUGGAAACAUGAAAGAGGAGAAGAGAAAGACGGAGUGUUUAAAGAGUUAAAUAGAGGCGAUGUCCGUCAGAGUGGACGAACGUAAGCAUGGACGUAGUGACCAUGCUGAACUGGUGUAUUUAUGUAAAAAGGAAAGAGGAGGUUGAGAGCUUUCUCUGGCGUAACACCGCUGACCGCACGACACUAAUCCGAUGCCUUCUUUGCGUAACCGAUUCUGUAAAUAUGAACACGAUAGUAUUUGCUACGGUCUGAUGAAUUUUUUUGUAUAAAGUUCAAGUUUAUAAAGAAGUCCUUCAGAUUUAGACUAAAGUGUUGGCAUGGACAUGGAGCUUCUUUACUUUCUGCUUCUCUUUAUGUUUUUUCUUUUUUUUUCUCCCAAAGUGCCUGUUGUAGAGGAAAUGCACUGUAGCACUGUCGGUCACUUCCCUUUUCCUGAUAAUUUAUUUUUAUUAUUUUUUGCGCGUUUCAGCUCUUACAGGUGUCCGUCCUGACCUCGAGCCGGCCAUCACACCCCAUCAGUCUUUAACACGCUGGGUGUGUUUCAGUGCUGAUCUCAUGCUCUCCUUCACUUCCUCUCAGUCUCACCUGUGUUUAGGUCUCACUCGCUGGGUCCACUCUGGGUCCACUCUGGGUCCACUCUGGGUCCAUCACAGCACACAGCAGACCUGUCCAGGGUGCCAAUAUUUUUAUUUUAUUUGCAGUACAGAUUAUUAUUAUUAUUAUUAUUAUUAUUAUUGUUAGUGAGCACGGUUUAUCUUUGUCAGGUUCCAGCAUCAUCCAGUGAAAUACAAUCGAUUAUAAACAUCACAUUAAUGAUCAGUGCAGUGAGAGAAACACUCUCUCUCUCUCUCUCUCUCUGUCUCUCUCUCUGUCUCUCUCUCUGUCUCUGUCUCUGUCUCUCUCUCUCUCUCUCUCUCUCUCUCUGUUUCUGGCUCUCUCUCUCUCUCUCUGUCUCUCUCUCUCUGUUUCUGUCUCUCUCUCUGUCUCUGUUUCUGGCUCUCUCUCUCUGUCUCUCUGUUUCUGUCUCUCUGUUUCUGUCUCUCUCUGUUUCUGUCUCUCUGUCUCUCUCUCUCUGUUUCUGUCUCUCUGUCUCUCUCUCUCUGUUUCUGUCUCUCUGUCUCUCUCUCUGUCUCUCUCUGUCUCUCUCUUUUUCUGUCUCUCUGUCUCUCUCUCUGUCUCUGUCUCUCUUUACGUGUGUUCAAGGAAGCAGGGUUUCUAUGGAAACGCACCCGUCUCUCUCUCUGUUUUCCGGAGAGUUAAAUCCUGAUGUUAAUCCACUGGAACUCUGGAAUCUGCUGCUGUGUUUUUAGAACAAGAUUUAUUCCGUCAGUCAGUUCCACCGGAAUCUCGUGGCAUGAUUUGAAACAUUUCAUCGCUCUCAGUUUUUACUGACUCUGUGUGAUCGGACCUGAUUAGACAUUUUUGAGGUUAGUGCUGCAGUGCAUUCUGGGUAAUUUUUUGCUCUGCAGUGACAUUGACCAGAAGAGCUCUUAAACUGGCACCUGAUGAUGAUGAUGAUGAUGAUGAUGAUGAAGGUGAUGGUUUAUUAUGGUUAUUAUUCUUUAGGGGAAGUGGACGAGGGAGUGUGAAGAGCAGUACUGAAACACAGCCACAUUUCAAAUGAUUUCAGUUUAAAAUGUUUUCUCUUUCCACUCUCGAUGAAAACGUCGUCUCCAUUCUGAUUUGUACAAAUAGGAAAAAAAAAGAAGUUAAAUAUUAAUAAUCUGAACUGAAAGUGAGCGUGAAACAUUCCUCAUCACUCCACACCAGCUCCGGGUCGGGAAAAACAUUCAUGAUGCUUCCGUUUUCUAUUUUUGUUCUGAUCUCUGCUGAUCCUGCGUCCGAUCCAAUUCAUGUAGAUUAAACACGGGGUUUAUUUCUGAGAAUAGAACAAAAUUCAGGAGGUGAGAAUCAGAAGGUCUGAGAAGAAGCGUGAGGGAGGAGAGAGAAGCCUACAGAGAAAAAAAACAAAGGAAAAUUGGAUCCAAAGAUGGUGUCAGUGUGUGUCUGUGUCUGUCAGUAUGUGUGUGUCUCUGUGUGUGUGUCUCUGUGUGUGUGUCUCUGUGUGUGUGUCUCUGUGUGUGUGUGUCUCUGUGUGUGUGUGUCUCUGUGUGUGUGUGUCUCUGUGUGUCAGUGUGUGUGUCAGUGUGUGUGUGUCAGUAUGUGUCAGUGUGUCAGUGUCUGUCUCUGUGUGUCUGUGUGUGUCAGUGUGUGUGUGUGUGUGUGUGUGUGUCUGUCAGUAUGUGUGUGUCUCUGUGUGUGUGUGUGUCUGUGUGUGUGUGUGUCUGUGUGUGUGUGUGUCUGUGUGUGUGUGUGUCUGUGUGUGUGUGUCUCUGUGUGUGUGUGUCUCUGUGUGUGUGUGUCUCUGUGUGUGUCUCAGUGUGUGUCUCAGUGUGUGUGUGUGUGUGUGUCUGUCAGUAUGUGUGUGUGUGUCUCUGUGUGUGUGUCAGUAUGUGUCAGUGUGUCAGUGUCUGUCUCUGUGUGUCUGUGUGUGUCAGUGUCUCAGUGUGUGUCUCAGUGUGUGUGUGUGUGUGUGUCUCAGUGUCUGUGUCUCAGUGUCUGUGUCUCAGUGUGUGUGUCUCAGUGUGUGUGUCUCAGUGUGUGUGUGUGUGUGUGUCAGUGUGUGUGUGUCAGUGUGUGUGUGUGUCAGUGUGUGUGUGUGUCAGUGUGUGUGUGUGUCAGUGUGUGUGUGUGUCAGUGUGUGUGUGUGUCAGUGUGUGUGUGUGUCAGUGUCUGUGUGUGUCAGUGUCUGUGUGUGUGUCUGUGUGUGUCAGUGUGUGUGUGUGUGUGUGUGUCAGUGUGUGUGUGUGUCAGUGUGUGUGUCAGUGUGUGUGUGUCUGUGUGUGUGUGUCUGUGUGUCUGUGUGUGUGUGUCAGUGUGUGUGUCAGUGUGUGUGUCAGUGUGUGUGUGUAAGUCAUGGUCGCCUCCUAAACCCUUCCCAGGUGGUGUUUCAUGUCAGUGUUCUUUCACCUGGUGAACUCAUCAUUCCAGCUCUCGUAUGCUGUCUCUCUUUUCACUCGUCUUUCUCACUGCCUUCGUUUCCACGUCCUCAGAAGGGGGGGGGGGCUGUUAGCUUUGUCUCUUUAAGGGAAAAGACCACAAGAUGUGCAGAGUCUACCUUUUAAUUCUGGAAUUCAUUUUGCAUGAUUAUUAUUAUUAUUGUUAUUAUUAUUAUUAUUAUUAUUAUUAUUAU
Molecule: messenger RNA, 5206 nt
Organism: Hemibagrus wyckioides
Lineage: Eukaryota; Metazoa; Chordata; Actinopteri; Siluriformes; Bagridae
Gene: dync1li2
Product: dynein, cytoplasmic 1, light intermediate chain 2
Exons: 13
Coding region: 55-1539 (494 amino acids)
Biological process (GO): microtubule-based movement; microtubule cytoskeleton organization
Cellular component (GO): centrosome; cytoplasmic dynein complex
Molecular function (GO): dynein heavy chain binding
Source: RefSeq, a predicted model, not a curated record